Messenger RNA from Salvelinus namaycush (lake trout), 4284 nucleotides. RefSeq names its product sodium-coupled monocarboxylate transporter 1-like. The transcript is spliced from 15 exons. Gene Ontology annotation, biological process: propanoate transmembrane transport; sodium ion transport. Lineage: Eukaryota; Metazoa; Chordata; Actinopteri; Salmoniformes; Salmonidae. Gene Ontology annotation, molecular function: organic acid:sodium symporter activity. The record is from RefSeq and is a predicted model, not a curated record. The coding region runs from base 1724 to 3553 and encodes 609 amino acids. Gene Ontology annotation, cellular component: membrane.
AUGGAACCCAAAAUGGUUCUACCUGGAACCAAAAAGAGUUCUCCUAUGGGGACAGCCGAAGAAAAAAACGUUCCAAAAGAGUUCUAAGACAGUAGAAGUUGAACUGACAUGUGCCCAGUGGGUAGCUUUCAGAUGUCAGGUCUCCCUGUUCUAUCAGGCUUAUUUUCAUCUGAAAUCUUUCAUAUUAUACCAAGUCUAUUUGUCUGUCCCAAUGUCCAAAUGCCAUGUUGGCUUUCUCCUUGUUUUCUUUUUACACAAUCUUAAAUAAAUGUAACCUAACUGUAAAAUCUACGUGCUUGAUUGGCAUGUAGUAAGCCCUCUAUGCUGCCUUCCAGAACAUGUAAUAAUCUACUGCAUCCAUGGGAACAGAUAUCCAGCCGUCCAACAGUUUUACACCAAUCCUGGAUGGUCCCUUAUCUCCAAGUGUUUUCAUUUGAAGUUAAUGAUUGUAGAGAGGAUUAUCCCUGUCUCUCAUAUUCGUGUAAGGUUAUAACUGAGAGGACUUUUUUUUGAUGGUGCCCUAUCCAACAUUUCACACUAAAACAAAUGUUACUGAAAUGAAUGCAAUCUGUGGAUAGGAGCAUUACAGUUUGAGUCCUUGAGUGAUUCAGUAUCCAUAUGUUCCUAAAAACUGGACAUUGUCUUCUCUUUCUACAAGUGCUUAUAUCUAUAUGUACUAGAAUUGUUUUUCCAACGUACUGACUCGUGCAAUGGAAUGGAAUGGCUGAUCUAUGGCUGAUCUAUUUUUCUCAAAGCUGACUGCUUCUCUGGAAAGUCUAAUCAGUCAAAUGUUGAGCAAUCUGGUCUUGGAGUCCAUAAGUACUGGAGGAUUUCUUGUUGGAGAACCCUUUUCAUGCUUUGAAAGUCACAACUGUGUCAGGCUGACCAUACAUGGUGUUCUACCACUAGAACUAUACCAACCGUUCUAUUUAAUUGUAGAUCGGAAGGCGGGCCAAACCCAAUUCAUCAAGUCAGAUAUAAUGAUCAUUCCGUUUUAGAAUCUUGGUAGGCAGUGGAGUGAAUUCUGUAUAUUUUGUCCUUGGGUGAUGAUUAACUAAAGGUGUGUUUAUGGUUAGCUGACACCAAGACUGUGUUCUUCCACGCUUUUGUUAGGAUAAGGGGACCACACAAGGAAGUCUUGCCUAACAGGAGAAUGCAUUUCUAGUCAUUCUCAACUUUAUUCAACCUCAACAAAUACGGUAGACUUAACAAAUAGGAAUAUUGGACAUUUGUUCUUGGAAUUCUAGUACGUUUGUAUAAGGAUGUUUCUUUCAAUUGUGGAUGUCUAUUGUAAGUGUCAAAGAACUGCAAUAAUCCCAACAUUUUAUCUGCAUUAAUACAUUUCUGAGGUGCUUAUCUAGUUGACUGAGAAUUUAUUUGCUAUUGUUUUGUUUUCUUGGAAUACUGAAAAAAGGUUGGACUCAAUUUGAACAAAAUGUAUUUAUUUUGACAUUCUUGAUCAAAUCAAACAUUCCUUCUCUACUUAGUGAAAGUUAAAUAUCAAUGCUACACCUGUUCUGUAAUUCACAUACCAUUUAUCUGAUUAAAUUGUAAAUAGGAAAAAUAGUGUGCAUUGGAAAGAAAGGAAAUUAAACAUUAGCAACAUUGCCUAACAUUCAACCUGUAAGAUCUAAGUGGCGACCAGUGGGUGAAAGUGGUUAGAUAGUGAAGAUUAGAUAAGUGUUGGUCUCUGCCGGAGGGAUCUCUUCUGUACUCAUUAACCAUGACGACGGGUACAGGGGGCCCAGUGGCCUCGUUCUCUGUGUGGGACUAUGUGGUGUUUGUGGGCACAGUCCUGGGGGCGGCCGGCAUCGGCCUGUUCCAAGCCAUCCGGGGCCGCAAGAACACCAGCAGCGAUGAGUUUCUGCUGGGGGGCCGUCAGAUGACAGCGGUGCCCGUCGCCAUGUCCCUCACUGCCAGCUUCAUGUCUGGCAUCACCGUGAUCGGCACUCCAGCAGAGGCCUAUCGGUUUGGGGCGGCCUUCUGGAUAUUUGGCAUCUCCUAUGCCAUCAUGUCCAUCAUCACCGCUGAAAUCUUCGUCCCUCUCUUCUACCGCCUGGGCAUCACCAGCACCUACGAGUAUCUAGAGAUGCGUUUCAACAAGUUGAUUCGGGUGAUCGGGACCACCAUGUACAUCAUACAAACGGCCCUGUACACUGGUAUGGUCAUCUACGCCCCAGCUCUUGCUCUCAAUCAAAUCACAGGGCUGAACCUCUGGGGAGUGCUGGUGGCCACUGGGGUGGUGUGCAUCAUCUACUGCACCCUGGGAGGUCUGAAGGCGGUCAUAUGGACAGACGUGUUUCAGAUGGUGAUCAUGUUAGCAGGCUUCGUGGCCGUCAUUGCCAGGGGGGCUGUCAUCCAGGGAGGUCUGGGGAAGAUCUGGGAUGACUGCUACCAAGGAGGCAGGCUCAACCUUUUUGAUUUUGAUCCGGACCCUUUGAAGCGUCACACGUUCUGGACGAUCGUGGUUGGUGGCAGUGUGAUGUGGGCAUCCAUCUACUCCAUCAACCAGUCACAGGUGCAGCGUUACAUCUCCUGCAAAACCCUAACUCAAGCCAAACUGUCACUGUAUGUGAAUAUGAUUGGUCUCUGGGUGACUGUGAGCUUAGCAGUGUUCUCCGGCCUCACCAUGUACUCCAUUUACAAAAACUGUGAUCCACUCACUAAUGGUGAUGUAGGGGCACUUGAUCAGCUGCUUCCAUACCUGGUAAUGGACAUCCUGGCAGCCUAUCCUGGAGUCCCUGGGUUGUUUGUUGCGGCAGCAUACAGUGGUACACUGAGUACUGUAUCCUCCAGCAUCAAUGCGCUGGUGGCUGUCACUGUAGAGGACUUCAUCAGGCCAGUGUACAAAAACCUGACAGAUAAACAGGUGACCUGGAUGAACAUGGGCCUCAGUGUUUUCUUCGGAUUUUUGUGCAUUGGGAUGGCUGCAAUAGCUUCACUGAUGGGGAGCAUUCUACAGGCAGCCCUGUCCAUAUUUGGAAUGAUCAGUGGCCCUCUUCUUGGGCUUUACCUCUUAGGCAUGUUCUGGCGCACAGCAAACUCAACAGGGGGACUCACAGGGCUGAUUGCGGGCCUUGUUAUUACCCUGUGGGUGGGGAUUGGAGCUCAGAUAUACCCACCCUUAGCUGAUAAGACCAACCCCCUGCCAAUCAGUGUGGCAGGCUGUAACCGCACACAGGACCUGAACUACACCACCCUGGCCCCAUGGACCAGUGCAGUAACACUGACCCCUCUGCCUGAUGACCGUCCGGCUCUGGCAGACUCUUGGUACUCCCUGUCCUACUUGUACUUCUGUCUUCUGGGCACUUUGGUGACUGUGAUCGUGGGCUUGGUGGUAAGCGCUAUCACAGGUGGCUGCAAGCAGGAGAAGCUAAGCUCAGAUCUCUUUGUAAGGAGAAGUGAUCUAUUCUGCGCUGGCUGUGGCAAGGACUCAGAGUCAUCAGAACCUGAGAUAAAUGAAAAGGCUGGGUCAGAGCUGAAGAGGGGAUCAAACAACGCUGGAUUCCAAGACCCUCAGUUUAACAUAGUGGAGAAGGUCUCUAAAAUGUGAUGCUGCCACCAAGCUAAAUGCACUCUGUCAACUGGAGUGCUCCAAGGGAACGAUUUUUCCUCUCACCUUUCCGUUCUAGUUUUAUUGUAAUGAAAUUCAUUACUAAGAGAAGGAACCCCAAGUGUGUAAUAAUGCAGGUUGAUACAGUUGAUCAACUAGCUAGCUCAUGUAUGUUAGGCUAACCAGCUAUCUAAAUCUUAUAGUUAUCAUAGCCAGAUUACUUGCCCAGGUGCCUCAACCCCCAGGGGGUCUCCAUUGAUUUUGUAGAGUCAUUAAAGUAUCAUAUGAACACUCAUAAGACAUGGCAAAAUGUGUAGAAUUGCAGGAAAUUUGCUUUAAAACUGUAAAAUGUUCUCUAAACCAACAAGAGGUGUGUGAACAGUUUAGGAUCCCAUGUGUUGUGAGGUGGUUUGUUACUAUCCCAAUACAUGACAAUAUCCAUCCAGCCACCUAGGAAAUGUGUGUGACCAGACCUUCUCAAAUAGUAGUUGAGCAUCCCUGACCUAGGCCAUGGAAGGGUACUGCAAUUUAAAGCAAUAGUUGUAAGGUAGGACUUUUCAACCAUGUGUUAAGAUAAAACAAUAUAUAAUAAUGUACAUCUAACUUAAUUGUCAGUACAAAUAAGCAUAUGCAGUUCACAUGUAAUCAUAUUUAUUUUGUGUUUACAGCACUACACUGGCUGAUAUGAGACAUUUUACAGUAUGUAAUAUUAAUUUUGUGGAUAUAAAGAU